Molecule: messenger RNA, 2517 nt
Organism: Symbiodinium necroappetens
Lineage: Eukaryota; Dinophyceae; Suessiales; Symbiodiniaceae
Source: the annotation of a GenBank genome assembly
AUGGGCAUUGCCAGGUGGGCGCUGAUUCUACUCUCCACCUUGCCGCUGCUGCUCGUGGCACUUUUGGUGCCUCUUCUAACCUCUGGCGCACUCGUGGCUUUCUGCUGCUUGCAAGUACUUGGCCACACGUGUCUGGGAGCAGGGACUCCCCGUGACUUCUUUUCCUUCGGUGUGCGCCUUCUGCUCGGCUUCACGCUCAACGCGUCCCUCGUCUCCGUGGUGUCCUUGGCAGGCACCGAUCUUCUCGAAAGACGCGAGGGGGCAGCAGCGGCCAGUGACGGAAGCAUCGGAAGCGCUGAGGAAACGGCGACCAACGCAGCUAUCACCACGCUGUCCGUGGUGGUACCCUGCGCAAACGAGAGCACUUGGAACGUGCAGCACACGGUGCAGGCCAUCUGGGAGGCCACGCCAAGGGCAGAGCUCUUGGAAAUACUUUUGGUGGACGAUGCUUCGAGGCCGAGCCUGGAGCGACAACUCUCCCGCGCUGUCUCCGGUGCUGCUUUGUUUCUGACUUCUCAUCGUGCGCGGGUGCUUCGGAAUCCUGAGCCUCGUGGUUUGCUCCGCUCGAAGCAGAGGGGUGCGGAUGCUGCAAAGGGAGAUGCCAUCGUUUUCCUGGAUUGCCACGUCCGGCCGAUGGAGCACUGGACUGAAGACCUCUUGGAGCACCUCAAUGCAAACUGGCGCCGGGUGGCUGUGCCCCUGAUGACGAACUUGGACCCCGACACUUGGCGGGAGCUGAGAAAGAGAAGAAAAUCGUCCAUUGCAGGUUUGACAUGGGCUGCCGACUCUUUCUGGUGCGACGGAUGGCCUGGUGACGAGGUGCCUUUGCUGUCCGGUGGCUUGAUGGCACUGACCAGCCGCUGGUGGCACCUUUCUGGUGGCUUGGGCCCGGUAGACGAGACGAUGCAGGGCUGGGGUGGCGAGAACCUGGACCAGUCCUUGCGGACGUGGCUUUGCGGGGGUGAGAUCCGUGCUGCCCAAAACUCCCGGGUGGCCCACCUCUGGCGCGAUGGAGGGAAGACGGCGCCUCGAUACCGAUUGUCAGAAGCCCAAAUUCUUCGAAACCGGCUCCGGGCGGCAGAGGCUUGGAUGGGGCCCUGGGCUUCGAAGGUACGGAGCUUCGAAGAGUUUCGGGGGCUCGCUGAGCGCCGCCACGAGAUUGACGACUCGGAGCUGCAGCAGCUGCAGCGGCGGUUGGGCUGCGCUCCCUUCGCCAACUACUUGGAGCAUUUCAGGGAGCUCUUCAGGCUCACGGGGCUGCUGCCUGAAAGCGUCUUCCACCUGCAGCUGGAGAGCCAAGGCGAGACGCGCUCGGCCUCGCUUUGCCUCAGCGUGGACCCCUACGAAAACUUGAAGAGGCCCUUCCUGAGCCGCUGCAUCCCGGGACUGGCCUUCCAGCGCUGGCAGUUCCUGGGAUCCGAGGCGGAGAGCUCGGAGCUCUCAGUCUUGAAGCUGUGGAACUACGACGUCUGCCUGGCCUGGUAUGGCGGUGACUUCCAGACCGGAAUGUGCUCCUUCUUCCGGAGAUCACAGUUCCAGGAGUUUGCAUUCCAGGAGGAGUUCAUCAUGGUCCCAAGGCUGACGAAGGUUUUGCAAUGUCUAGCUGGAGCUCCGCACGAGCGUCCUGCCAAGCUUCGACCCGAACGGCGACAGGGGCUUGGGUCCACACCCCUCCUGGCAAGCACCGGGACUGGCUCCUGGCGCUUUUUGGGAGAGUGGUGUCUGGUUCCACCGCGAGAGGCACAAGGCAAUGGGGACGUGGAGCUGUUCCUCUCUCCUUGCAGUGAGUUGGGGCCCAAAGAGCAAGCCACACUGGAAGAGCUGGGCGUCGGGAAUGGCUUCUUGCGUCAGCUGCGCAUUGCUGGUGAUGGCCGAUGCUUGCAUGUGAAAGGCAAUGGAUUGGCGGCAACACAGUGUGGAGAAUUUCAAUUCUUCUUCCGGGUGCAGGAAGGUCGGCCGCUAUGCGAGGGUGAGAAACCCAUGCGAUGCCUGAGUGCGGAAGGUUCCGGCACUAGUCCUGGCAGUUUGGCCUUGGAGCCGUGUGAGCGCACCUCAGAGGCCUUUGAAAGACAACUCUUCGUCCAGGAGCCGAGCCAAAGCCGCUUUGGUCGUACCUUCUCCUUGCGCCAGGGCCGUCAGGGGCAUCGCUGUCUCAUAGGCCUUCCUCAGUCUGGAAAGCUGCAGUUGGUGCUGGCCGCCUGUGACACAGCUUCAUCUGCUUGGGCUCAGACCAGAGAUGCAUUAAUUUGGACCGAAAGGUCCACUGAUUCCCAGGCCUUGGACUCCAUCUCCUGGGGUCCCACAGACCCACGAGAUGCGAGCCAUUCCUCACUGCCGAGCGCUCGAAGGGAGGCUUCCGUCCUUGGGCCUUCCAGCCCGUCCUGCGCUCCUGUUUCUUCGAGGACUUCACUCAACGUUUUCGGGUCCAAAAUGGCAGCGUCUUCAUUCCCAGCCACGCAGCCAACCAAGGCCGAAGCCGUUUCCCUGCCCUCUGCCUCACAGCGAAGUCACCGGUAA